Messenger RNA from Synchiropus splendidus (mandarinfish), 1745 nucleotides. It is a transcript of the gene crebzf, whose product is annotated as CREB/ATF bZIP transcription factor. Gene Ontology annotation, biological process: regulation of DNA-templated transcription. Gene Ontology annotation, molecular function: DNA-binding transcription factor activity. Bases 205 to 933 code for a protein of 242 amino acids. NCBI's taxonomy places the organism in Eukaryota, Metazoa, Chordata, Actinopteri, Syngnathiformes, Callionymidae. The transcript is spliced from 2 exons. The record is from RefSeq and is a predicted model, not a curated record.
ACGUACUCGUUCCGUCAUCGUAAGUAUUGCUUUUAUUUUGCCGGAUCAUAACCGGAAGUGUCGUCGGACUUGGCCCUUUUGUCCUACUCCAGCGCGUUUCCUUGUCUGUGCUCCGGGGAACCCAAACUAACUAGUCUGGGACCGAGGACCUCGCUGAAGAAUCCGUAGUCCUCUCUGCUUGUCCCCCCGAGUAUUGGCCGAACAAUGAUGACCCGAAGACAAGCCCGCAACCUGGAGCCUCUGGAGGUGGAAGUGGUGGAUGUGCUGUCCACUGCGGAUCUUCCCAGUCCAACUGAAAACCUCUCUGAAGACCUGGCAGACACCUCUGGAAUUGAGCUUGAUGACCUGUUUGGGCUUGAAGAUUUCAGUUUUUCAUGGGCUCAAGAUUCAAAGUCUCCAUUCUACGAGCUGUCGAAUGUCGAUGAGGUCGCCGCCAAAGAUCCUGGUGACGACACAGGCCCGUGUCCACCAAGGAAGCCAUCAGCGUUGAAGGUCGGGCCGCGUCAAAACAAGAACGCCAUCGCUGCCCGACUGAAUCGUCUCAGGAAGAAGGAGUACGUCAACAGUUUGGAGAAGAAGGUUGGCCUCAUGGCCAGUGAGAACAACAUGCUCAAACAGCAAAACUCAGAACUGACCAAAAGAGUGGAGGAACUUGAAGAUGAGACCAGGUACCUGCGGGCUGUGCUGGCCAACGAGAGCGUGCUGGCGCAGCUGCUGUCCAGGUUAAGUGGUGUGAAUGGCAUGAAAUUAUCGUCCUCGCUUUUCCUGGGCCACGACUCAAACGACCAUGACUAUGCUUUACAGAGGAAGCGUGUAAAAGUGGAGGAGAAAGAGACGUCGGGUGGUGUGUGUCUGCAUGUGGACAAGAACCACAUCUCAGUGGAGUUCUGCACCAAGUGUGCAGAGAGUGCAAGCACCUUGCUCAAAAUGUAGAGUCAAGUUAGUUGUAGUGUUGGGGCUCCAGUGGGUAACUUUAGAGCGGGGUGUGUUCAGACUGUUGUCCCAGUAAGUGCUGAAUGUGCAUGUUUUUUGUCACAAUGACUUGAGUACACGUUACUGCUAAACCUUGUUGACAGUUUCUUCUAGGUAAUGGUUGAUGUUCCAAUGGGAGAUGAGUGGCUUUCUGCACAUCUGUACCUGCUUGACUCCAUGGUAAGAAUCAGACAAUGGCCUUUGUCGAGUUUCUCAGCACAGGUGCUAGUCCUGAUUCUCAUAGUUGAUCUGUGUCAGCCAUAUGCAUCAUUGACAGAUGUAGCCAGAUAAAUGUCAAUGACUUGUUGAGUUAAAUAUAUGAAGGUGACGGUCCACAAAGAGCCAACUCCAUUGAAAUUCUGUUGCACCAGAACAAUCUUGAUGAGAAAAAAAAAAGCUCUUUUUGAACCGGCACUGUUUACUGAAAGAACCCUGAUUUAGCGCCACCUAUUUUUCUCUAUGCUAAAGUGAUUCUGCUGGUGGAAGGUGAAGAGGCUGGACAAACUGCUUCCUACGUGGCCUGAUAUUUUUGUAAAGGUAGUAUCGGUAUUCAAUGGUACAUGUGACUCUUUAUUUUUUUUGUUUUUCCAUCCAUUGCUGCACAUACAGGCUUAUUACUGAGAAUAUACUGCUGCUCUAUUCAUUUGAGUAAUGCUAAGUCUCUGCUUUGUACAUAUUGAUAUGCUGACUGAGUUGAUAAACUGUAAAAAAAAAUGUAAAAAAAAUGUUCAUAAUUCUGUUGAGUUAAUCACAAAUAAACCCUAUUUUCAUGA